GGAUCGCAGACAACUGGAGGCCGAUCUCUCCCCGCCCCCACCCCCUCCUGGGGAGGGGCUAUUUAGCGGAGUGCGGGAUGGCCGACGGCGGGAGGGUACUUUCUCCCGCCUUCGGUCUCCGGCUGCUGUCCGUGCCCUAAGGAUGCUCCGUUUCGUGGGGGUGUUGGAAAUGUGGUGGCACAGAUUUGUUCCACCAGGUGGGUGGGUGUAGGGUUGUGCGCCAGGAGGGAAGACGAUGGAGGAAGAGACCCUCGGAAUCCAGAGCCUCCAUGAUUUUUUUUUUUGGUGGGGGCGGGGUUGAGGGAGAGACAAGGGGUCGUGCCGCAUCUAGAGGCGGGCUAUUCUACGCACUCACCGGCAGGGGUCGUCGCGUCUCUCUCAUCCCGGAAGGGGGCGCACGGUGGUGCCGCUUCGUUUCGGGGAAGGGGCCGCCUCCUUCUCUUCCGCGUCCGAUCGACUUCCGGUCCUGUGGCAGUCACUUCCGGGGGCUCGGAGAGCCUCCUCCGAGAGGCUGGCUGGCAGACCCUGCAGAGCUGCCGCUGCUGUUGCUCGAAUCGCGGUUCGCCGCGAAGCCCUUGGAUGGGGCGGCCACCCCUGUGCUGCGGGCGAUGCUCGGGGACGACCCCGGAUCCCAGGAAUAUGAAGCAAAGGGCGCUGGAGCCGCCCCGUUGCCACCGCCGCCUGCCAUAGACUUCCCCCAGGAGGGGUCGGACGUUCGAUACGAUGAAUCUGAUGUUCCUGCAGAACUCCAGGCUGUGAGAGGACCUCUACCAAACUCGACUUUUCCUUCUGCAGUUGCAAAUCAGCUAUUGCUUGUUUCUUUAUUAGAGCACUUAAGCCAUGUGCAUGAACCAGACCCCCAUCGUUCACGACAGGUGUUCACAUUGCUUUGUCAGACUUUUACCAAAAUGGGGCUUUUGUCUUCCUUCGCCUGCAGUGAAGAAUUUAGUUCUUUGAGGCUGCAUCACAACAAAGCUAUUACUGAAUUAAUGAGAAUAGCUAAGCAGAGAGUUCUUGAGGCUCAGCAUGAUGGAUACCCUCAUGUCCAUAAAGUCAGAGCAAAAGAGGUGGUCUUUGAAGCACAAACUUCUCGUUAUCUAAAUGAGUUUGAGGAAAUUGCUGUCCUAGGAAAGGGCGGGUAUGGGAAAGUAUACAAGGUCAAGAACAAAUUAGAUAGGCAAUUUUAUGCAAUUAAAAAAAUUCUGAUUAAGAAAGCUACUAAAAAGGACUGUAUGAAGGUACUUCGGGAGGUCAAGGUGCUGGCGGGUCUGCAACAUCCUAACAUUGUGGGGUAUCACACAGCUUGGAUAGAACAUGUUCAUUCAGUCCAACCACAAGAUAAGAGACUUCCUGUUGUCAAGUUGCCAUCUCUCCAUUUGGUAUCUGAUGAGACAGAGGACAGAGAUCAAUGUCAUGUUCAAAGUGAUGAAAGUAGUAGCUCAUCCAUUGUUUUUGCUGAUUUGGACUCAGAAAAAGAAAAAGCCUUUGCAGAAACUUGGGUUGACAAUCAGAAUAACAAGUUAGUAAACUAUAAUGAUUUGAUCACGAGAGAUGCCAGUGAAUAUGAAUCACAAGAAAAUUGCUUAGUUAAUACAUCUUCUCGAUCACUUGUUAAGCAUCAUAUGCUGCAAGAGAAUAAUUCGUACUUAGAGGAGAAUUUUACAUCCACUGAAGAAUCUUCUGAAGAAAACUUAGCCUUGCUUGGGCAGACUGAGGUAAAGUAUCACCUCAUGCUUCAUAUUCAGAUGCAACUAUGUGAAAUCUCUCUUUGGGACUGGAUUACUGAUCGAAAUAAAAAUAAGGGAUCAUCUGUAGAUGAACCUUCCUGUCCUUAUGUUAUGGGCAGUGUUGCAACAAAAAUUUUUCAAGAGCUAUUGGAAGGUGUAUAUUAUAUACAUAGCAUGGGAGUGGUACACAGAGAUCUCAAGCCCAGAAAUAUCUUUCUUCAAGGCCCUGACCAUCAUGUAAGAAUAGGAGAUUUUGGUCUAGCUUGUACAGACAUCAUUCAGAAAGACACAGAAUGGACCAGUAGAAAUGGGAAAAGACUGACACAUACUUCAGGAGUGGGUACUAGUCUGUAUGCUUCACCAGAACAGCUGCAAGGAUCUGAAUAUGAUGCCAAGUCAGACAUGUAUAGUUUGGGUGUGAUUCUUCUAGAGCUCUAUCAGCCAUUUGGAACAGAAAUGGAAAGAGCAGAAGUUUUAACAGGUUUAAGAAAUGGUCAGAUCCCAGAAUCGCUUAGCCAAAGAUGUCCAAUACAAGCCAAGUACAUAAAGCAGUUAACAAGGAGUAAUUCUUCACAGCGACCAUCUGCUGGACAGCUACUGGAAAGUGAACUUUUCCAAAAUCCUGGAAAUAUUAAUUAUGUCCUACAGAAGAAAGUAGUUGAACAAGAAAAAGAAAUUGAAAAGCUCAAGGAAACCAUAAGACUCCUUUCUCUGGAAAAAGGUAUAAAGGAAGAUGUGAAAGAAAGUGAGGGCUCUCCAGCUUGACCCUGAUGUUUAUGUAUAAGAAUGGGCACAAUAAUUUUUAAAAAAUUAUCUGAUUUGUUGUUAAUUUUGUUGGAUCUAUUGGAAUACAAAUACAUUUCACAAAUUGUGUGUGGUUGGGACCAUUCUUCUUAAUUUUCUUAAUCUGUAUGUACAGAGUAACAUUAAAAUCAAGGUUUAAAACCUGUAAUAUUUUUACUUAUAAGGUUUCUUUGUUAACAUUAACUAGCUAUUAGAAAAUUUAUGUAACAGAGGAGCCGCAAGUUCUAUGAUAAUUUUAUUAGUGUUUGACAUCUGGCUCUAAGACAUCAAUUUUAGUAUAAGUGCAUUUACUAAUAGGCCAUGAGGCAGUACCAGUUUUUAGUCCUGCCACUUGUAAAAUGUAUUCUAAGAAUUUAUUUCAGGAGUUUCAGGGCACUGUUAAAAGAGGCCAAGUUUUCACAUGAUUUCAUCCAUUUUUGAAUAUCAGUUGGAACAGAAUUAGGGCCACCUGAUUGCUGAAGUACACCCCAAGCUACAAUGUCUGCUACAGUGAGUUCAUUUCCCACCAGCCAGGGACCUCUGCCAAGAGCAGAGCUAAUAGAGUGUAAGACAUCUGCUUUUUCUUUACUGCUUCCUUCUUUCAAUUGAAAAAAAGUCAUAUCUAUCCAGCGAUCUAUAAGUGUUAGAGUAACAGCAUCAUGUGUCUGGCCAAGCAGUGAGGACAAAAAUCGAGCAAUGGUCCCUUCACCUUCAAUAGGACACAUUGUUUGAAUACUGAACUUCAUCUGGGGCUUUGGCACUGAAAAGAAAGAGAAAACACCUCAGUAUUGGUAAAGAAAAGUAACUUUCUUUUAGAAUAAGAAUAUUAGCUAACAGUCUGAAGAAUACUAUUGUUACCAUUAAAAUUUAUAAUUAUAAA
Trichosurus vulpecula (common brushtail) is the source of this 3390-nucleotide messenger RNA. RefSeq names its product eukaryotic translation initiation factor 2 alpha kinase 1 (gene EIF2AK1). The record is from RefSeq and is a predicted model, not a curated record. Gene Ontology annotation, biological process: protein phosphorylation. Gene Ontology annotation, molecular function: ATP binding; protein kinase activity. Bases 270 to 2492 code for a protein of 740 amino acids. NCBI's taxonomy places the organism in Eukaryota, Metazoa, Chordata, Mammalia, Diprotodontia, Phalangeridae. The transcript is spliced from 15 exons.